UGUGUGUGUGUGUGAGAGUGACUGACAGGUUUAUCAAGCUCGGAGGAGAACAACGACGGGACGCGCAGGGAAAAAAAGUCCACGCUGAAGACUCGUCUGUGGACUUUAAACGGAUGGUGACUUGACAGCCAUGCCUGGCACAGGAGUGUGUUGUUCCAGGCUGGAGGAGCCGAAGGCCCUGAUGAAGAUGGGCCUGUGCAUGGUCCUCAUCGGCCACGUCAACUUCCUGUUGGGAGCUCUGGUGCACGGCGUGGUGCUCAGACACAUCAACCUCCACAAGCAGGCGCGGGCCAUGGAGUAUGCCAUCUCCAAUGUAGUGGCUCUCACCUCUGGCCUGGUGGGAAUAGUUGUGGGCAUCGUGGCCAUUGUUCUGUCCAAAAACAAGAGGAGCAGAAUUCUGACGUGGACGCUUUUCAUCGUCAGUUUGGUCGCAUCGCUCGUGGCGGCAGCUUCAGCCAUUGGACUCGGCGUGUCUGUGGUGAGGGCCAUCAUGCACGGUGGGCGGAGCCUCCUGACUCACUGCCGCUUCCCCGACGCCAUUGGCUACUCCAGCAUCACCAACGAGUGUCCUUUUGACCCCACCCGUAUCUAUAGCACCACUCUGAUCCUGUGGCUGCCUCUGAUCGUGACCUGCGUCGUCCAGAUGGUGUUUUGUGCCCAGUGCUUUGCUGUGUGCGUCAGAUUCCUCGGUCUGUCCUGCUGCACUAACAGGAAAACACCCAAAGACUACGGCAGAGCGAUCAACGUGGUCCGGCCUAUUGAGAGCGCUGCCCCCUCUCGCUAUUCUGAACCGCCGAGACGCAGCAACGCACCCCCGACACGCUACGCUGAACCUCCGCAACGAAGCGCCGCGCCUCCGAGGCAGCAGCAGCAGCAGCAGCAGCAGCGGCAGCAGCAGCAGAGACCUCUUCCCCCUCCACAGCAUCCUCCACGUCUGUACCAGAGUCUCCCGCCCGCUGAGAGACGGCCUCUUCACCCGCCGCACAGGGAGAGGUCCGGCGGAGACUCGAGGUCCGGCGGAGACUCGAGGUCCGGCGGAGACUCGAGGUCCGGCAGAGACUCGAGGUCCGGCAGAGACUCGAGGUCCGGCAGAGACUCGAGGCCCAGCAGCCAGCAGAGUGCACCGGAGCAACAUCAGCUGCUGGAGAGAGGUACGCUGGAGAGGUCCAGCUUCUGGAUUUAGCCGGAACGUCUGAAGGACAACAGCGUGUGUGAACCGGAUGUAUAAGAUUUACAGUGAGUGUGUGUGUGUGUGUGUGUGAAACCAGUGAUGUGAAUGUGUGCGUGCGUGUCUGUUUUUGUGGUUUCAUGCUCACAACAGAAAGUUGAGGCCAAUCCUCACUUGUGAGCAUGCAGCUCUAGCUGUUGAUUGAGUAAAAAGCUUUAUGAGUAAUUGGCUGUAGUUAGGCCCUGGUUUAUUUGAUUGCUGAUGAUUGCUAUUUGAUUGAACCUAAUUGAUCAGUAGAUAUGAAAGUGUUACCACAACAGCACAGAAUCCACCGUUUUUUUCUCCUCUGAACCUCACGUUUGCAUUUUUUAGUGUGUUUAUCGUCUAGUUUCACGUGAAACUAGUGCUCCAAGAUUUUGUAUUUAUUGCCAUAGUAAAUAAAAGUUUUUAUUCAAAAAA
Messenger RNA from Solea senegalensis (Senegalese sole), 1627 nucleotides. Its product is annotated as transmembrane protein 54-like. The transcript has 6 exons. Lineage: Eukaryota; Metazoa; Chordata; Actinopteri; Pleuronectiformes; Soleidae. Bases 131 to 1183 code for a protein of 350 amino acids. The record is from RefSeq and is a predicted model, not a curated record.